Zea mays is the source of this 1167-nucleotide messenger RNA. RefSeq lists its product as uncharacterized. NCBI's taxonomy places the organism in Eukaryota, Viridiplantae, Streptophyta, Magnoliopsida, Poales, Poaceae. The coding region runs from base 101 to 979 and encodes 292 amino acids. The record is from RefSeq and is marked validated. The transcript has a single exon. Gene Ontology annotation, biological process: negative regulation of DNA-templated transcription.
AACACGAAACCCAGAUCCACGCCCACUGUCCUCUGCCCAAGGCUACGGUACCACACCACAACCACACUCGGUGAGUGAGGUAGCGGCACGAGCACGCGCCAUGAAGAGCCCCGCCGUUCCGGCCAAGAGGCGCCACGGCGGCAACGGCAGCGGCAGCGGCCCGGGGUUCGCGCUUGGGUGCGGCUGCAAGGACGCCAAGAGCGUGUCGGUGUCCGUGUCCGCGUCCGCGUCCCCGUCCCAGUCGGCGACGACAGGGACGUCGACCGUGACGCGCCGCACGAGCGCCGGCGGGCUGAACCCGUGGGCGUCGACGACGACGGACACCCUGACGUCGGCGUCGGCGUCCUCGCUCUGGGAAGACGCGGUGGAGGGGCUGGGCUACAAGGACGGCGGCUGCCGGAUGGUGCCGGAGAGCACCGCGCCGAGCUUCUCCGGCCUGCUGCGCGAGCUCGGCGAGCUGGAGCGGAGCGUCGCGUCGUGGGGCGGCGCGCGGAAGGGACACCGCCGCGACCGCGAGGGCAAGCUCUCGCCGCCGGCGCUGCGGCACGAGCAGCAGAGGAGGGCGGCCAAGGGCGAGCCCAGGGACUCGGAGGAGAACCGCUUCGUCGACGCGGGCGCGGGGCUCCAGGGCAGCGUGGCGGUGGUGAAGCAGUCGGACGACCCGCUCCGCGACUUCCGGCGCUCGAUGCUGCAGAUGAUCGUGGAGAACGGGAUCGUGGCGGGCGAGGACCUGCGCGAGAUGCUCCGGCGCUUCCUCACCCUCAACGCGCCGCACCACCACGACGCCAUCCUGCGCGCCUUCGCCGAGAUCUGGGACGACGUGUUCGUCGCCGCCGCCGCGUCGCUCGACGACUGUGCCAGCCCGGUCGGCCGAGCGUCCUCCGUCUCAGGCCGGGAACCGGCGGCGGCGGGCAGGCCGCCAGCGCCCAGAACGACCGCCCGCCACCACCGCCGCUCGCCACCGGCGUGGCGCGUGUAGUGGGUAGUAAGGGUAACUCGUCGUACGCGUGCGUUGUCUUUCUCAUUUGCUACCCCGGGGUGGCAAUGUACGUGCGUGCGUGCGCUGCUGAAAAGGCAAAUACUAUACACUACCGUAUCAGUUCAUUCGUGUUCCAUUUCCGCGUACUGGAAAAGGCACGAGAAUGUGGUAUUGCCUUCUUCUUUUUU